Messenger RNA from Ipomoea triloba (trilobed morning glory), 758 nucleotides. RefSeq names its product desiccation protectant protein Lea14 homolog. Bases 111 to 593 code for a protein of 160 amino acids. Gene Ontology annotation, biological process: response to desiccation. The record is from RefSeq and is a predicted model, not a curated record. Gene Ontology annotation, cellular component: cytosol. NCBI's taxonomy places the organism in Eukaryota, Viridiplantae, Streptophyta, Magnoliopsida, Solanales, Convolvulaceae. The transcript has 2 exons.
UUGCCAUACACUUCCACGUCAUGACAUAUAUGAGCGUACGUGCAUAAAGAGACAAGAUUCAAAUCUCUCACUUUCAGUUUCAGUUUCAGUUUCAGUUUCGAGGUUGAGAAAUGGAUCUGGUGGACAAGGCUAAGAAUUUCGUGGGAGAAAAGCUGGCGGAGAUGGAGAAACCGGAGGCCAGCAUCGCCGACGUUGAUAUCAAGGGUGUUGGAUUCGACGGUUUUUCCUUUCUAGCUAAGGUCGACGUCAAGAAUCCUUACUCUGUUCCCAUUCCCAUCUGCGAGAUCAAAUACGAGCUCAAGAGCGCCGGCAGGGUGAUAGCUUCAGGCACAAUUCCAGACCCAGGGUCAAUUAAGGGAAAGGACACAACCGCCCUGGAUGUGGCAGUGAAGGUGCCACACAGUGUGGUGGUGAACUUGGCGAGGGACAUUGGUGGAGAUUGGGACAUUGACUAUCAACUUGAUAUUGGCCUCAUCAUUGAUCUUCCUGUCGUUGGAAACUUUACCAUUCCAUUGUCUCAGUCGGGUGAGAUUAAGCUCCCAACCUUUUCUGAUUUCUGGAAGAAACCAGAAGCAGAAGCAGAAGCUGCCUAACACACAUGAUCAUUAACAGUGGUGUUAUAUCAUUAUAUGUAGUCAUAACAAGAUGAUGAGAUGAUGAAUAAUGUAGUUUUACAAUAACAGUGGCUUUCUGCACUAUGUAGUAUGUACCUUGUUUCAUUUCAUCAAAUCAAAGACCUUUUUACUGUUGUGUCUUCA